AUGUUAAGGUUAACAUUUCUCUAUGUCAUUCUCGCUGCGAUUCACGUCCAAGCAGUGAGCGAUGAUUGGUGGAAGGAUGCGAUUAUCUACCAAAUUUACCCUCGAAGUUUCAAGGACAGUAAUGGUGACGGUAUUGGAGAUCUAGAAGGAAUCACCAGUAAACUACAACAUGUAAAAGACAUUGGUGCAAACGCUAUUUGGCUCUCACCUAUUUAUACCAGUCCGCAGCAGGAUUUUGGAUACGAUAUCGCCAACUUCACAGAUGUAGAUCCUGACUAUGGGUCCCUCCUGGAUUUUGACAGGCUUGUUUCAAAAGCUAAGUCGCUGGGCUUAAAAGUAAUCCUCGACUUCGUACCGAACCAUAGCUCGGAUCAACAUCCAUGGUUUAAGAAGAGUAUACAGAGGAUAGAACCUUAUGAGGAUUUCUAUAUUUGGCAAGAUGCUAAGAUAGUGAAUGGCGUCAGGCAACCACCUAACAAUUGGCUAAGUGCAUUCUCUGGGUCAGCGUGGGAAUGGAAUGACGAACGUGGUCAGUACUACUUUCAUCAGUUUGCCAUUGGACAACCAGACUUAAAUUAUCGCAACAAGAAUGUGUGCAAAGCCAUGUCCAAUGUUUUGACAUUCUGGAUGGAUAAAGGAGUAGACGGAUAUCGAAUUGAUGCUAUAAACCACAUGUUCGAAGAUGAAAGGUUGCUGGAUGAACCAAGAAAUGACAAUAAUGUACCAGAUGACGAUUACGACUCUCUUGAUCACAUUUACACUACGGAUCAGAACGAGACUUAUCAGGUACUCAAAUCGUGGAGAAAAUUAUUGGAUGAUUAUGUAAAUAUCCAUCAAACUGACGCUAAGUUUAUAGUAACGGAAGCUUACGUUGAUCGAAAACUGACUUUACAUUAUUUUGAAGCGGGUUCAAAUCCUUUCAACUUUAUGUUCAUUUCUUCACUAAAUGAAGCAUCAUCAGCAGUGAAUUUCAAAAGAGAAAUUGAUAACUGGAUGGAAAAUUUGCCGAACGGUAAGGUAUCUAAUUGGGUUACAGGUAACCAUGAUCAACAUCGACUCGCCUCAAGGUAUGGAUCCAAGAAAUCAGAUAUGGUCAUUAUGUUGGCUAUGGUUCUUCCUGGAAUCAGUGUUGUGUACAAUGGUGACGAAAUUGGGAUGGUCAAUAAACAUCUUUCCUGGGAAGAAACAGUUGAUAUUUCUGGUUGUAAUGCUGGUCCAGAAAGGUACUUUCUAAAGUCAAGGGAUCCUGAGAGGACACCUUUUCAGUGGGAUAAUACUACCAGUGCUGGAUUUUCUACAAGCCAAGUGACAUGGUUACCAGUUCAUGAGAAUUAUAAGAUUCUGAACUUGGCAGCUCAGAAGAUUGCACCGGUUUCAAGUUAUAAGUUUUUCAAAGCAUUGACUACUUUGAAACGUAAUAAUCCUGUACUUAGGAAAGGAUCCGUGGAUGUUAGUUUAAUUAAUAAAAACGUACUGGGAGUAAUUCGGAGAUUGAGAGCCUCCUCGCCUGUAGCUCUGAUGAUGAACAUGGCAGAAACGGAGGUGGUUGUUGAUGCCAACAGUUUGCUGAAAAUUCCUAGAGAAAUGACUGUGUACACUUCGAACGUUGAAUCAAACAUCGAUGUUGGUACUUUCGUCGAUACCAAGCGUUUGAGGUUACCAGCGUCUACGUCUGUGGUGCUGAUUGUAUCAGAAUUUUACAGAUACACUCUAAGUUAA
Molecule: messenger RNA, 1719 nt
Organism: Belonocnema kinseyi
Lineage: Eukaryota; Metazoa; Arthropoda; Insecta; Hymenoptera; Cynipidae
Product: maltase 2-like
Exons: 1
Coding region: 1-1719 (572 amino acids)
Biological process (GO): carbohydrate metabolic process
Source: RefSeq, a predicted model, not a curated record